Molecule: messenger RNA, 1149 nt
Organism: Drosophila pseudoobscura
Lineage: Eukaryota; Metazoa; Arthropoda; Insecta; Diptera; Drosophilidae
Product: retinol dehydrogenase 12
Exons: 4
Coding region: 48-1043 (331 amino acids)
Source: RefSeq, a predicted model, not a curated record
UCGCAAUCUGGAAUAUCACUCACGUCUGGACACUGAACGAGCCAAGAAUGGAAAUUAUUAUAAAUUUUCUGCAAAGCAUUGCCCCAUUCUUUGUGGCACAUGGAAUUGUUGGAAUUAUUGCAUUAUGCGUGAGGCUAUACAUGCAGGGGGAAAAGUUCAAGAAGUGCUCGGAUGAGACAGGCAAAGUGGCAAUUGUGACUGGCGGAAAUACGGGUCUCGGCAGAGAGACUGUGCGUGAGCUCGCGCGAAGAGGAGCUACAGUGUACAUGGCAUGUCGAGACAGGGAUAAAGGGGAAAAAGCUCGCAAGGAGAUCGUGAAGGAAACGAAGAACUCAAACGUUUUCUCUCGGGAAUGUGACUUGUCCUCUUUGGAUUCCGUUCGGAACUUUGUCGAUGGUUUCAAGAAGGAGCAAGAUAAGCUGCAUAUCCUGAUCAACAAUGCCGGUGUCUUCUGGGAGCCGCGUAGUCUCACCAAAGAAGGCUUCGAAAUGCACUUGGGAGUCAAUCAUAUCGGUCACUUUCUUCUCACCCACCUGUUGCUGGAUUUACUGAAGCAGUCGGCACCUAGUCGCAUCGUAGUCGUUUCUAGCAAGGCGCACGAGCGGGGCCGUAUCCAAGUGGAUGACAUUAACAGCAAGCAGUCCUACGACGAAGGAACAGCCUACUGCCAGAGCAAACUGGCGAACAUACUCUUCACUCGGGAGCUUGCGAGACGUCUCGAGGGCACCGCAGUAACAGUUAAUGCUCUGAAUCCAGGCAUAGCAGACACGGAAAUAGCGAGGAAUAUGAUAUUCUUUCGAACAAAGUUGGCCCAGUAUGUAGUAGAGACCAUUCUCAGGCCACUGCUUUGGUCUCUCAUGAAGUCUCCUCGAAACGGUGCCCAGACAACACUCUUUGCAGCUUUGGAUUCCGACCUGGAUCACGUGUCGGGUCAGUACUUCAGCGACUGCAGGCCGAAAGAAUUAGCUCCUGCUGCCAAAGAUGAUGAUAUGGCCAGGUGGUUGUGGUCACAGUCCGAGAAAUGGACGGGUAUUGGACUUUGAAUUGGGCUGGGGGUAUUUUUAAGUAUGAGCUGCAAUUUUCUUUAUAAAUCAAAUUUGGAACGUCUCGCGACAAUAGAUAAUUUGAUUUUGGCCAAACCAUAUCACA